Molecule: messenger RNA, 1564 nt
Organism: Sinocyclocheilus anshuiensis
Lineage: Eukaryota; Metazoa; Chordata; Actinopteri; Cypriniformes; Cyprinidae
Product: UDP-GalNAc:beta-1,3-N-acetylgalactosaminyltransferase 2-like
Exons: 12
Coding region: 83-1564 (493 amino acids)
Biological process (GO): protein O-linked glycosylation
Cellular component (GO): Golgi membrane
Molecular function (GO): UDP-glycosyltransferase activity; hexosyltransferase activity
Source: RefSeq, a predicted model, not a curated record
UGCUCGUCGGGUUGUCGGUGCGUUGCGUUCGGUCGUGUGCGCAGCCCGUUAAGCGUCGGUGUCUGGAUCCAGCCGUCCGUCCAUGAGAAGCGCAGCAGCGGCGCUGUUUCCGUGUGUCGUCGCGGUGCUGCUCCACUGGUUCGGCUGGACGGACAGAACUGCGCUCCUGUUGGGCUUCGGCUCCGCAGACAACCAGAAGGCUGUGCAUGAGGUGUUGGUGGGUGUUUUAUCAGCGCGGCAUCAUCAUGAGCUCCGGCAGGCCAUAAGAGACACAUGGCUGGGGUACCUUAAACACCACCCUCACUUCCAGAAACGGGUGAUGGUGAAAUUCAUCAUCGGUGAACAUGGCUGUUCUGUGCCGGAGGAAGAUCGUGAAGACCCGUAUUCCUGCUCGCUGCUGAACCUCACGGAGACAGCUGCUGGGCAGGAGAUGGCUAUCUUGAGCGUUCCUGACACGUCUGCACUGCUGCCCUCCGAUGUCUCUGCCGUCAGUCUGGACUUCAAGGUCCUUCACUCGGUGGUCAUCACCCAGCUGGGCAUCUUUCCCAACGGACCGCGAGACGACUUCAGGGGCAACGUCACGGUCCGGCUCUUCCAGGUGGACCAAGAGGAGCCGGUGGUCACCGCUUGCUUCAGCACGCUGAGUCCAGGCACACGUGUGGGUGGGAUGUUUUACAAGCCCGUCGAGCAGUUCAUUCUCCCCAAGGGUUUUGAAGGAACUCUUCUGUGGGAGGCUCAGGAUUCGACAGGCCUGAUGUCUGUCAACACAUCUGCGCUCCAUCUGAGUAACGGCGGAGGGGUUCUCAAGUUUGGAGCUUGGUUUGUAAUGAAGCGUGUGAAUUCGUGUGAAAGGUCAGUGGGAAACACUGACUUCAAGCUGCUGCUGAAGACAGAUGAUGAUUGUUAUAUCGACGUGGACUCGGUCCUGCUGAAGACGGAGCGCAGACGCCUCUCACAGAGCAGCCUGUGGUGGGGAAAUUUCAGGCAGAACUGGGCCGUGGAUCGUGUGGGGAAAUGGCAGGAGCUGGAGUACUCGAGUCCAGUGUAUCCGGCCUUCGCCUGUGGAUCUGGAUACGUGGUGUCCAGGGAUCUGGUGCAGUGGCUAGCCUGCAACGCUCAACAUCUCAAAGCUUACCAGGGAGAGGAUGUGAGCAUGGGCAUCUGGAUGGCUGCUGUCGGGCCAAACAAAUAUCAGGUGAAAAAGAAGUUCAUGCAGAACUGGGCCGUGGAUCGUGUGGGGAAAUGGCAGGAGCUGGAGUACUCGAGUCCAGUGUAUCCGGCCUUCGCCUGUGGAUCUGGAUACGUGGUGUCCAGGGAUCUGGUGCAGUGGCUAGCCUGCAACGCUCAACAUCUCAAAGCUUACCAGGGAGAGGAUGUGAGCAUGGGCAUCUGGAUGGCUGCUGUCGGGCCAAACAAAUAUCAGGAUUCAGGCUGGCUGUGUGAGAAGGAGUGUUACGUGGACAUGCUGUCGUCGCCGCAGCACUCGGCGCAGGAGCUGCGCUCGCUCUGGGACAGGAAGAGGAAGUGCGGCGAUCCCUGCGGCUGCGCCAGGACCCAACACUGA